Xyrichtys novacula (pearly razorfish) is the source of this 4476-nucleotide messenger RNA. The record is from the annotation of a GenBank genome assembly. Lineage: Eukaryota; Metazoa; Chordata; Actinopteri; Labriformes; Labridae.
AUGCAGCAUUACUUUCAACCCUGGAAGAAGCAGAAGGACAAUUACCAAAAGUCCAGGUAAAAUAAGGGACCUUAUCUCCAGUUACAUGUUGUUACACUCAUAAAAGCUACUACACUUAAAACAUACACACACAAGGACAAAAUUGUCGGUACCUGCCUAUUAAAGAAAGAAAAAUCCACAAUGGUCACAGACAUACUUUUGAAAUGUUGUUAAAAACAAUUAUUUAAAAAAAAAACCCUGACUGAUUAAAUUGGCCUGGACAAAGUAGUUGGUGCCUGUAGAAAAGAUUGAAAACAAUUUGACCAUAUUGACAUGUUGACCUAAAGUUGUCCCGUUGUUAGCAGGUGUCACAGGUGUCUUUAAUCUUCAAAGGUUAAGGCUAUAAGACCAUCUAAAAGCAGCUUGAUGUUCCUCUGACAACAGUUGCAAAUAUUAUUCAGAAGUUUGGGGUCCAUGGGACUGUAACCAACCUCCCAAAGAUGUGGACAAAAAAGCAAGACUGGAAUCUGCCAAACUGCAUAACGAUAAGAUACAAAUCUUUCCGCCAAACAAUACUGCCAUUGCCUUUGUCUCAUGGUCCUCUUUGAUAUUCCUUGUUUGAUGGGAAGGAGAAACACAUUUGCCCAGGACUGGAUGGUUGAGUCAUCAUUAAAAACUUUCUAGAAUGCUGUCUGUUUGUUAUCACUAAAAACUUGUAGCACAACCUGUGAACACUAAGAAAAACAGCAACCGGUAACACAAGUCACCAGCCAGGACUUGUUUCAUCCCACCAAUGUUAUACGCUUUGGUAGCUUUGGACUUCUCUGAAUAGAAAUAGAGACCUCUAUUGUUCAUCCCAGCAUGGUGGAAGAGAAGAAUGAGGAAGCCUUGAAAUACUGAUGCAAUACGUGACCUUAGACUGUGUAAGCAUCAAAUGUUUUCACACAAUGAAAAUCUACAUCAGAUUUCUCUUAACAUGAAUUGGAAGAAGAACAGCUAAGUAGGAAGGAGAAGUGGAAAUAAGGAGGUGCAUUAGAUCAGAGGAACUCAAUGCCAGAGUAAAUAUAGUACAUUCUAAAGUCCCAUGAGUUCUUCAAACACAAAGGGAUCUCACCCAAAAGACCCGAGACUGCUUCGGCUUCCUUGGGUGAGUUUGUGGAGUCAGCGGCUCUUAUUAAUCAAAUGAACGUAUGGCAGAAAAGUGUCCAUACGACCAUUUCCAUGCAAGAAUCGACAUUUAUCAAUUUGGAUGUGAGCGAAUGAACGAUACGAUCAAAUCUUACAACAGGUCUCACAUCGUGUACACAAAUUUGAGUAAGAUUUGCGGUGCAGCAAAUGUCUGUCGUAAAAUAAUUAAUACACAAACCUCAAACCUGUCAUUAAGCACAAGCAGCCAGAUUUCGACAAGGAUUAAUAAAUAAAUAAAAUGAAUUUCUCAUGCCUAUAGAGUGAAUGGGCCUAUUUAAUUACCCUGCCGACCAACACUGCCACAGAGCAGGAGCGCAGUUUUGACACACGCACAUGCGCCUAUGUGGUGCGCUGCUUUUGACUCCAAAAAGGCACUCCAAACACUUUCAAUAAUAGGAGCGAUGUAGCUUAUGUUAUGGCAAUCAAAAAAAAAUGAGGCAUGUAUGAGAUAUGAAUUUAUCAGCAUUAGGAAUUUAUUGACUAAUGAUUUACCGCUACUGUAAUCCUGUUCGAGACAGGGUUUUUCUGGACUCCCUUUAUAACAGUUUUGAUGCCUCCAAAGAGCACAUCCUUGAUAGUUUCCAUCACAGAGGUGAGGAUAUCCACUUUCAGCUUUCAGUUGUAGUCAUGGUUCAGCUUCUGAACCAUGAAUAUUUAAGGGCAUGACAUGUAAAUGGCAAUUGAUUUCAGCCGCCACUUUUAUCAAGACCCAAUCAUUAGUAUGCUGGGAUUGGUCAGGUACGAACCCUUUCAUAAAUCUAACGUGUGUCCUAUCAUACCAUGAAUCCUGCGUUUAGAUCUGUGCUCAGUUAUACCUAGAUUGAUAAAUGAGGGCCAGUAUGUCUGCAACAGAAGAAGACCCUUUUUAAGUAUAAGCUGUAAAAAUGUACCUGUUCAGUCAGCCCUCAUUCUCUUCUGACACUUUUGUCUCUAUUUUUCCAAAGAGCUCAGCUGAAGAGUGAGUGUCAGGGUUUUGAGAAGGCCAUCAUUACCCAGGCCAACACUCCAGUGGGAACCAAGCUGGUCUAUGAUGGAGAAAAGAGGACUAUCGAGGUGACACCAGAGAUGUUUAGCACCUUUACAAAGGUAUUUGUAUUUGUGCUGCUACUACAUACUGUAAAUAUUUUGUAUUUAACCUAUAAAAAUUAUAACACAACUAUCCAGGUAUGUCAUACACUCACUUCUGGUUGGUCAAAGCUCCUAAACAGUGGUGAUAAAUUCUCAACAAUAACAAAAUAACGCCUAGGAUAAUGAUGGCCGCUUUGUCGUGUUGCUCUGCCGGCGUCUCCAAGGGCGCGUAUUGGUGCUGUGAUCCAGAUCUCUUUUUACGCUCUCCAAUGCGUUGUCUAUGUCCCCUGUCCACUGGCUCAAUCAUUGUCUUUCUUUUGCUCACUAAACUGUGAGUGUUCAGAAAUAACACACAGCAGAUGUGUUCAUGUUUAUUAAAAUGAUGACCUUUGGCAGUCAGUAUUUCCCUGUUUGGAAAAACUGGACUGCUCAAGAAUUUGCAGAAAGGAACACCAUGGUGUUCAUGAAGGUUUGUGGAAUUCAAGCCUCUCAUUGGCUGCUUUGUGAAUAUUUUACAAAAAGAAACCAAUGUGAACUUUUUGAAGGUGAAACAGGGGAGGGAUCAGCAACCUGAGUCAGUAUGCAUAUAUCUAUCUUAUCUUUUUUUAAGAAAUACAUUUUAUUUUCUGACAUAAAUUUUCUGAAAUAAAUAAAUUGUAGAAGAAUGUGAAACUUAAACCUCAAAACUCUGAUGCUGUAAUCUGUCCAAUGUGAGUGAGAAACUUUUUCAAAGCUUUCACCAGGAAAUGACGAUCCUUCCACUGCCAGCAUGUGUUGUGAAAUUUUCUUUUUCACAAAACAUGGACCUGAAAGACUUUUUGCAUUUCUAUAAAGUAAAAACCUUGAUAAGAUGUUGAAAUGAAGCAUUUGCUUAUAAUGAACACCAAGGAUUGAACUUUGGACCACUGGAGCUGCAGUCAAACAACUUUAUCUCUGAUCUGUAUCCCUUUAUUUGGAAAAGGAUCAAACUACAGUACUAAAUUCUCCAUACAAUCAUAGUUCCUUUAGACCUACUUGUAGGUUUUUGUUUAUUGAAAAUGGUUAUCUGUUAGUUUGCAGGUCCUGGAUGAAAGGGAUAAAUAGCUGCUACAUAUUUGCAAUGAACAAACAUAUUGCGUUUGCCACUUACGAGUUUAUCAUGCAAAGCAUAAAUACUCUGAAGUAUCAUCCCCUCUUUAAGAAAUAGGUUGCAAGUCAUUGUCACAAUGUGAUGCGAAAUCUGCUUUGAGUGAUUUAUAUAUAAUUAUAUGUUAUACAAUAUGGUAUACAGGCUCAGGACAAGUUUAGUCAAGAUUGAAUGAUCCAAACCCCCUGCUGUCUGACAAGUCCAUGUAGCUGCUCUUGGGCUGUACACACAUCUUCUUUUUAUGCAGGACAAGUUUUAAACUUGUAUCAUUUCCAGGAGUAUCCUUUCCCAAAUAAAACAUGGGACACAUGUGCAGUGGUCGGGAAUGGAGGGAUCAUGGCUGAAAGUGGCUGUGGAGAGAUGAUUGACUCAGCUCAGUUCGUCAUCAGGUGGGGAAGGUGUUCAUAAAGAGUAGACUGAAGAGCUCAUGAAAGCAUUAUUCAGAUCAUCACAGACCUUUUUUGUUGUUUGUUCAGAUGCAACCUACCUCCACUGAAAAAUGGCUUUGAGAAGCAUGUGGGCGUCAAGACCAACCUUGUCACAGCCAACCCGAGCAUCCUCUUAGAAAAGUGAGUAAGACAACAGAUUGUCCAGUAUUUUCACUUCAAAAUUUUCUGUUUUUAAUCACUUUGAAUCUGCUGUUGAUUUCCAGGUAUGGGUCUCUGAUGGGGCGUCGCCGUCUAUUUGUGGAGAAUCUACAGAUUUACGGCGAUUCCUUACUGCUCCUUCCUGCUUUCUCAUAUGGCGCUAACACUCCUGUAUCUCUGCGGGCUGCAAAUACAAUCGAGGACUUUGGUAGCCCCAUAAGGCCCAUCUUCUUCAACCCUGAAUACCUCCAGAAAUUGGCUGCCUUCUGGCAGGGGCAAAGCCUGCGGGCUGUGCGGCUCAGCACCGGGAUAAUGAUGGCUAGCCUGGCACUAGAACUCUGCAGAGAUGUGCAUCUGUAUGGGUUCUGGCCCUUUGGUUAUCAUCCUCAUAGAUUCUAUGACCUGAAAUACCACUACUAUGAUGACACACCAUUUCCAACCGGAUUUCACGCCAUGCCGGCUGAGUUUGAACUCUUGUUACAGCUGCACAGUCAAGGGGUGCUAAAUCUUCAUCUUGGAGACUGUUGA